This is a messenger RNA of Ctenocephalides felis (cat flea), 1617 nucleotides long. RefSeq names its product protein lozenge-like. Gene Ontology annotation, cellular component: nucleus. Gene Ontology annotation, biological process: regulation of DNA-templated transcription. Gene Ontology annotation, molecular function: ATP binding; DNA-binding transcription factor activity, RNA polymerase II-specific; RNA polymerase II cis-regulatory region sequence-specific DNA binding. The coding region runs from base 1 to 1617 and encodes 538 amino acids. Lineage: Eukaryota; Metazoa; Arthropoda; Insecta; Siphonaptera; Pulicidae. The record is from RefSeq and is a predicted model, not a curated record. The transcript is spliced from 6 exons.
AUGCACUUACCCAACGGUGAAGUAACUUCGACAACACCAAACCCUAACCCCUCUAGUGAAAGCAAAGAAGUCAUAAACGAUCCAAAAACUAGGCCAAAACAUUUUAACAAAUAUAAUCAAGAAUCAAGCUUUAUGGGGCUAAAUAACAUAGAUGAAUCAUCAGGAAAGCCAUUCGGCGGUCAAAACAAUCCGUCAGAAAAUAACUACGAACAAACAGCUAGAGAAUCAAACGUAGUCGAUUCGGCCGCCUACAUUCAUAACAACCGAAAAGCAAGUCCACUCAUGGCAUAUAACAAGGGCGCGAGAUUCUUGGACGAUCAGAGUAGCAAAGAUAUCAAAAAUACAAGGGGAGCUGCGUCGCUGCUGGGGAGGGUGUCCAACUCCCGUGGAGUAAGCCCUCUGGGGAUGAAUAACGGGGAUAACGUAAGACCAGCGGCAGGGGAGAACAACCUUGACGAAGGAGGUGUGUGCCUGACAGCUGAAUCUCUGACUGACAGCACUCUUAACGGUUUACUGGCGGAGCAUCCAGGGGAAUUAGUCAAGACUGGAUGUCCACAUGUUGUGUGCACCGUUUUGCCGUCGCACUGGCGAUCGAACAAGACAUUGCCAACGUCCUUUCGGGUCGUUUCCCUAGGAGACGUGGGAGACGGCACGUUGGUGACACUAAGAGCCGGAAAUGACGAAAACUUUUGUGCCGAGCUAAGAAACUGUACUGCCGUCAUGAAAAACCAAGUAGCCAAAUUCAAUGAUCUCAGAUUCGUGGGACGCAGUGGUAGAGGUAAAAGUUUUACCCUGACGAUAAUGCUCUCAACUUCUCCACCGCAAGUUGCAACUUAUACGAAGGCGAUCAAAGUUACGGUGGAUGGCCCCAGAGAACCAAGAUCCAAAACUAGACAUCAUGGUUUUCAUCCGUUUGCAGCAUUUGGUCCUCGAUCGCUCUCUGGCCCUGACGCGCUUAUGGGUUUCAAAUUAUCAGGAAUAUCUCAACAUUUCGGACAUUUGUCAAGAGCCGAUUGGCAAAUAUUAGGGGGCCACCCAAGAUUACCUCAUCCCCAAACGCAACAUUUAUCGAGUACUCAUCAUACUGUGUCAAAUUAUCAUAUGAAUGGAGGUUUUGGACCUCCAUACACAGCAUCGCAUCAAAUGGUUCAGCCACAAGACGUCUUAUUUAACAACACGAUGACCGCACAAAAACGAAAAUCUACGGGAAAUUUCGAUUCAAUAAGCAGCAGCAAUGCUCAAGCUCACAGUACAACCAGUCCGCUCACAUCACCAAGCCCCGAAAAAAUGUCGUUUCUCCUAACAACUAUGCAGAAUAAUAAUAUUGACGAAAGCAAUGUCAACAGUUUGAAGAGACCAUCGGAUAGCGAAAAGCCUAAAAAGCUUUCUAAAGACAUAGUGACCGAUACCAAAAGUAAAUCUAAAGAGAAAACUGUACCAAGGACGCUAUCUAAUUCUUCUGGUAUCGAACGUGACGCUGAAAGUCCUGAUGCUGACCUGAGUCAUUCAGGAGCAUUCCACACAUUUCGUUCAAGGGCUACCGGGUCGGGAGAUAUACAAGAUUUUCACGGAGUUUUUCACAAUGCUUUGGCCGCACAACUUUUGUUGGGUACGUAA